Molecule: messenger RNA, 2050 nt
Organism: Xiphophorus hellerii (green swordtail)
Lineage: Eukaryota; Metazoa; Chordata; Actinopteri; Cyprinodontiformes; Poeciliidae
Gene: rasl12
Product: RAS-like, family 12
Exons: 5
Coding region: 129-866 (245 amino acids)
Molecular function (GO): GTP binding; GTPase activity
Source: RefSeq, a predicted model, not a curated record
UCAGUGUCAGCUUGGGGCUUCUGCCCAGAGGAGCGCGCAUCUUUUCCUGUCCCUCCUCGUCUAUAAGGACAUGAUCCCCAGCAGAGGGAGGACAGUCAGAAUCAUCGUGCAGCAGUCUGGACCUGACCAUGACCGGGAUGUUUGGGAAGGUAAAGCCAUGUGCUGAGUGCAACCUGGUUCUGCUCGGAGCAAUGGGCUGUGGAAAAUCAGCUCUCACUGUGAAGUUUCUCACAAAGCGCUUCAUCAGUGAAUAUGAUCCUUAUCUUGAGGAUAUCUACUCGUCAGAUGAGCUUGUGGACCAGCAGCCUGUUACAGUUCGAGUGAUGGACACCAGUGACCAGGGGGGUCCAGUGAAUUGUGAGCGCUAUCUUUCGUGGGCCAAUGCCUUCCUGGUGGUCUACAGCAUCAACGACAUGGAGAGCUUUAAAGGCUGCCAGCUGUACCUGCAGACUCUCUCCAUGCAUAAGAACACCUUCAGGUCCCAGACUCCCAUCAUCCUGGUGGGCAACAAGCUGGAUAUGGACAGAUACAGGCAGGUGAGUCAGAAUGAUGGUGAGGCUGUGGCGAUUCGCUUCGACUGCUCCUUCUUCGAGGUGUCUGCCUGUUGGGACUUCCUCUCUGUACAGCACAUCUUCCAUGAGGCAGUCCGGAGGGCCAAGCGAGGUGGCGAGCACAGCAACUUGCUCAGUGCUGCCUAUGUCAGCGAGGACAAAGCUCUGCUGGGUGUCCACUCCUUCUCCACUCUAUGCUACAAGGAGCUGCCGGCGCCUGCCACCGCCAAGCUGGUCACGGUGAAGACAUCCAGAGCCCAGAGCAAACGGAGGGCCGCCACACUCACCCUGCUCAAGGGCUUUAAGAUCUUCUGACAAGUCUGCCAUCCAACUGUGACUUUAGAUGACUUUCAGACUGGCAGCUCGAUGCAACACAGCAGAGAACAGAGCAGGAAGAAGAGCUGGUAUAAUAGGCUAAUAGGGUAUAUUUUUCCUUUGUAAGGAAAUCAAAGAUUCUGGUUCAUAAAAGCCUUAUUCCUGGUUUGGAUCUGAACUUUGAACAACUUCUGCUGGGUUGUACUUCUCCUAAAUGUUCUAGCUGUGUGCUUCAGUUGUUUGUGUCUGAUUCUGAUUUACCCCGGGCUUUUUGUCUCACCCUUCAAUCCCAACAGGUGGCAGACUAGAAAUCCCUCAAAGGAAUUAGUCAUCACAUCCUGUAGACGGCUGUGUAAGAUGUAAAGUCAUCCUCGCUCCUGUCAGACUGCACCAUGGCAACUGUAGCUACAAUGUAGCUCACCGCCAUCAGUGUGUAGAUGUGUGUGUGAAUGGGUUUAUGACUCAAUGUAAUGUGUAGCGAUCUGGGAUCUUCUCGACUAGAUAAAGCUCUAUACAAGUACAGGCCAUUUACCAUGGUACAAAGGAAACACACCAUCCCUUAAUGCUAAGGUUUAUCACAGCAAAAUAAAAUGACCUGGUUUUCAGCAGGUUCCAAAAUGACUUACAUUGUGCAGAAACAAAAAUUUUGCACUGUCAUCAGUUUGGGAACAAAGAUGAAGCUGUUCACUUAAGAACCAAGUGAUCAGUUUUAGCUUCUUCUGAGGUUUAAGAAGAAAGCAGCUGACAGAUCACAUUAUUGAACCAUAAACAGGUUCAACUACAACUAUAACUGCAGGAAUUUGGCUGUUUGGAGUUCAGGAACAUGCAGGCGUGUGGCAAAGCAGCGCCAAGUGGGAAGGCAUCAGUACUGACCUUAGAGGAUAUUUCUGCUGCCUAAGAACCUCCUGAAAUGUGUGACCAGAGCACACAGAAGUGUACUUUUUAGCAAUACUUUCACUCAUUACAUUGUUUCAAAAACCAUUUGUUAUUAAUUGUAAUAAUACUGUAUUAUAUAUUGCAACUACAUACUUUCAAGAAAAAUGUUUUUUUUUUUCACCAUGUGCCAUAUUUAUUUGCUCUCUGUAACACAAAUGUUGAUUUUUAGACCUCUAGAGUUUUCUCUGGAAUGUUACUUUUAUUUUGAUACCAGAAGUAGUCAAAUACACCUUGUAGUUCCUGAGAUA